CCAAAGAAACCAGAACACAAACCAUGCCGAAGCUACUAUAAACAGAUAAAACACCAGAAGUUUAGCUUAUUACCGUAUUAGUACUCAGACAGUAUUAGUCUGUAGUAUUCCCAGAAUGGCUUAUCGCACAAAUGUGAGAAUCGGAAACUGGAAUGAAGACCUGCGUUUACAAGAGGAUGUGAAGAAAGAGCAUAUGGAGAAAAAAGAGAAGGGUGAGCUUGUUGCCCAGAAAGUAGACUUUCUCAAACAGAACAUUUUGAGACCGGUGAAUCUCACUGUGACAAAUGAUGGAAGAUUGCACUUUGGGGAUGUUGUGAUUUUGGUAAACAUCGGAGGAGAAAACAGAAAGUGCAGUGCAGUAAGCAUUAACGCAGACAUUACCAGUUUGACAAAGAUUCCUUUGGCUGGCAUUCAAGCUCCAUGUGGAAUCAGUGCAGGAAGGGGUAUCCAGGCCUGCACACGCACUGCCUUCAUCAUUACCAGUGUAGAUGGCAGUCCUGAGGGAUCAACUCUGAAUUUUGAGCAAAGUUUUGCCCUGAAAACAACAAGUGGCUUUGCUAGGGGGCUUUUCUUGACGAGUGACCUGCGAAGUUUUCAAAAGUGUGCGAAGAAGUCCCGCCUACAGGAAGUAAACUUGGAUGAGGGCGGUUCCUUUCCCUCAUGGUGGAAGAUAGUGCACUUUGACCCCCAGGAGAGGCUUGAAUAUGAGGGUCAGCCUGUUCCUGCUAAUGUGAAGGUGCUCAUCAUACACUGCAAGACAAACCAGGCUCUUGCUGUUCUGGAUGAUCAAGUGCUUUGGACCACAUAUGGCAAAGAAUACGAGGUGACUGCUCACACCUUCUUGAACUGCCACAAAGUUGAACAGGAAAACAACCACUGGAUAUUGUGCACCUCUGACCCUGCAGGGAAUGGGCUUUUACUUCUCAACCAACUACAGUCAGCGGCUAACGACGAGGAGGUCACACAGACAUAUUCUGGCAUCUAAAUCUAACACAAUCCACACUCAUGCUGUAACAUGUACAAAUAAUGCAGGUAGAUGCCACAUCAUUAACAACUAAUGUUUUUUAAAUAAAGAUGUUUUUUUCUGUU
This is a messenger RNA of Micropterus dolomieu (smallmouth bass), 1089 nucleotides long. RefSeq names its product cilia and flagella associated protein 161 (gene cfap161). The record is from RefSeq and is a predicted model, not a curated record. Gene Ontology annotation, cellular component: motile cilium. Bases 116 to 985 code for a protein of 289 amino acids. NCBI's taxonomy places the organism in Eukaryota, Metazoa, Chordata, Actinopteri, Centrarchiformes, Centrarchidae. The transcript has 8 exons. Gene Ontology annotation, biological process: cilium assembly.